GUCUUGGCAAGAGGUAGGAUGAAUCGGAUUAUUAAAACGGAUCUGGCCUAACUUUUGCCGUAGCAAUAGAAGAACUCUACACAGCUGGAAGCUCUUUGCUACAGCCUACCCCGAGCAAUUCCGAGAAGUCAGCCCUUACCGCUCCUAUAGUACCAAAAGCGUGAAGAUGAGCAUGCCAGAAUACUGGAAAGUGGUGAACAGCGAUGCCUUGAGUUGGCGGGCGGUGUUAAGUUUGGACCCAUCAAUCGCCAGGGUUCCUGACCUCGUGGAAAUAACUAGUAUCCGGAACCUGGUAGCUUUGGAGAUAUCAUCGCCACCACAGACCUUGCAUAACGGCGAGUCGUCCGGGGUCAUGCUCAGCCAUCGUGUCAUCCGGUCGUGGAACGAGUUGCAGCAGAGUUCUGGGGCAUUUGCACAUCUCCGACUUUUGGUCUUGUCUCAUCAACGCGAUCUCUCAGUACAGAUCCUCCAGUACCUGCGAGACUUUCCAUCGUUGGAAAUUGUUCUUGCACUGGACUGCGGAGAUCUCACAAGGAUGUCUAGGGAUGAAUUCCAAGUUGACGGAUGGCUAGUAGAUCCCGAAUCAAACCGGGGCGGAACUCUCUACGAGCAGUACCUAUCAAUCACCAACGCUGAGGCAAGAAAGUCGACCGGCCUAGACGCUGCCCCGGUUUUGAAUUUCGAAAUCAACCCUAGCCAAACCGAACGCCGCACGCCAAUGAGAAAAGAGAAGCUAUUCUGCUUCUACCGCGACGGCAGCAAGACUUACAAGCAGGAGCGAGAGUCAGGCCAAAAAAGGCCACGAGGCUAUCCCCAGAUGAAGGUUAAAAGACCAGACAAAUACCGCAAGAUAGGCUGGGAAGGACUGCUGGGAGACUUGACAUGAUUGUCAAAAGUGUCAGACCAUCAAGUGGGGACUGUAUCCAUAGUUAGUGAAUGCUGACUGGAUGAUGUCACUCCGGCCAGUCUCAGGGACGGUCGGCCGUAUCUCGGCCGCCGGGACCACCACAGGUGUGGGUGUUGCAGAGGUACCUGCAUAGCUGUAGACCGGUGAGAAGCAGAUGAUUUUGGUCGAUUCGAUAGCGUAAGGAGUGUAUAGAACGAUUGAGUGGAUGUUGAACGAGACUAGGAGAUUUCCAGACUGGAGCUGGAUGACGCCGGGAUGACAAGCGGGGACUUGUGAUUGGACGAUUAAAGGGAGCCGCCGCAUCCCCGCCUUUUU
This is a messenger RNA of Aspergillus welwitschiae, 1222 nucleotides long. RefSeq lists its product as uncharacterized. The record is from RefSeq and is a predicted model, not a curated record. Bases 167 to 886 code for a protein of 239 amino acids. The transcript has a single exon. NCBI's taxonomy places the organism in Eukaryota, Fungi, Ascomycota, Eurotiomycetes, Eurotiales, Aspergillaceae.